CAAUACAGUAGCCCUCACUGCUCCACGGGGGCGUGGGAAGUCUGCGACUCUUGGAUUGGCCAUCGCUGCGGCUGUGGUUUAUGGCUAUAGCAACAUAUUUAUAACCUCGCCUACUCCUGAAAAUUUAAGUACUCUCUUCGAGUUUCUUUUCAAAGGCUUGGACUCCCUACGUUAUGAAGAGCAUUCAGACUACGGCAUUGUUCAAAGCACCAAUCCUGCUUUCCAUAAGGCCAUUGUAAGAGUUGACAUUUACCGGCAGCACCGCCAGACGGUCCAGUAUAUUUUACCCAAAGACUCCUACAUACUCAGCCAGGCUGAGCUUGUUAUUAUUGAUGAAGCUGCCGCUAUUCCUCUUCCUUAUGUGAAGGAGCUUUUGGGCCCCUAUUUAGUCUUUAUGGCUAGCACCGUGAAUGGUUACGAAGGCACCGGCCGCGCCCUGUCUCUUAAACUAAUCGAACAGCUAAAGCAACAGUGCCAUGUGCAUUCAGCUGGGCAAAUGCUCAGCGCUACAGACGCGAAUGAGAUAAGGCAGAUUUCUGCUGGUGGCGGGCGGAUUUUCAGGGAGAUUGUUUUAAAGGAACCCAUUCGAUACGGCGAAGACGAUCAGGUCGAGAACUGGCUAAAUAAGCUACUUUGUUUGGAUGCACAAGUCUCUCUGACGCCUUCGGGCGGAUGCCCGCAUCCCUCAAAAUGUGAUCUUUACUAUAUAAACCGGGAUACUCUCAUGUCGUAUCACAACGCCAGCGAAGCUUUCCUGCAAAGAAUGAUGGGACUCUAUGUCUCCUCCCACUAUAAAAAUUCGCCCAAUGACUUGCAGCUCCUAUCGGAUGCGCCCGCCCAUCAUCUUUUCUGCCUCCUUGGACCCGUGGAUCCCGCCUUGAAUUCUCUUCCCGAGCUUUUGUGUGUCCUUCAAAUCUGCCUUGAGGGCCAGCUUUCAAAGACGACUGUUCUUGAAUCACUAUCGCGGGGACAUAACGCAGCCGGCGAUAUGAUUCCGUGGACUUUGUCACAGCAAUUCCAGGACGCCGACUUCCCUUCCCUGUCAGGCGCUCGGAUCGUGCGGAUUGCCACGCACCCUGCCUAUCAGGAUAUGGGCUACGGGACUCGUGCUAUAGAGUUGCUGAAAGCUUAUUAUCGCGGAGACAUCAUUUGUUCUGAGGAGACCGUUGUAGACAGUCACACUCCACAGGAAGUGACUUUUGACGUUCCCCUUGUCAAGGAGAAAAUAGUAGCUCGUAAGAACUUACCGCCGCUGCUUUCAAAGCUCACAGAAAGAAAAGCGGAAACCCUGCACUACCUUGGCGUGUCUUUUGGUCUAACCGAGCGUCUCUACAAGUUUUGGAAGAGAAGCAACUUCUUUCCGGUUUACAUCCGCUUAACUCCGAAUGUUAUAACUGGCGAGCACACUUGCAUAAUGCUCUGUCCCUUGGAAAUCUCCUCUGAGACUCCCAGUGACUCUGACCUCGCCGUGUCUGCCGCGAAGGGAUGGCUGCAGAAUUACUUGAGCGACUUUCAAAAAAGAUUCACUUCACUUCUAAGUUAUCAGUUCAGGCGGUUCUCGCCUUCUCUGGCCUUAUCCGUUUUGGAUAGUAAAUCGCUCGUCCCCGAGUCGUCUGCCUCGUUGAAAGAUAAGCUGGAUACUCCUGAAGCCAUUGAGGCGUGCUUUAGCCCUUUUGACUUGAAGAGAUUCGACUCCUACGCCAGAGGGAUAAUUGACUAUCAUGUUAUCCUGGACUUGGUGCCUCUACUUGCAUCCUUGUACUUCACGGAUCGGCUUCCCGUGCGCCUCUCCGCCGUGCAAUCUGCCAUCCUUAUUGCCAUAGGUCUUCAGAGAAAAACUGUGGAAGAGACAAAAGAAGAUCUCAACUUGCCUGUUGCUCAGAUUCUUGCUCUUUUUAAUAGAAUUAUACGGAAAAUAAUAGGAAAAUUCGAUGAAACUAUGAAGAAUGGAAUAAAAUCCGAGAUGAGUGAAGAGCAGAUGAAUGCUCUCACUUCAAAGAAAUCAGCUGAGAAAAUGCUCAAGGAAAAGUCGUUUAUUUAAG
Messenger RNA from Zophobas morio, 2042 nucleotides. Its product is annotated as RNA cytidine acetyltransferase-like. Bases 395 to 2041 code for a protein of 548 amino acids. Lineage: Eukaryota; Metazoa; Arthropoda; Insecta; Coleoptera; Tenebrionidae. Gene Ontology annotation, molecular function: 18S rRNA cytidine N-acetyltransferase activity; tRNA binding. Gene Ontology annotation, biological process: rRNA acetylation involved in maturation of SSU-rRNA. The transcript is spliced from 16 exons. The record is from RefSeq and is a predicted model, not a curated record. Gene Ontology annotation, cellular component: nucleolus; 90S preribosome.